GAACGAAAGCUCGCCCGUCCUGUGGAAUUCGGACGGAGCUUUCAGAAGUCGCUACGCUCUGUAACGGAACGGAACCGAGCUUUAGUCUAUACCGUGCGCCCGUGCAGUGUGGGAUCGAGCCUGGACCAGGCUUUUCCGCGCGUUUUUCCCGAUUCUCCCGCAGUUUUCCGAUUUUUCGCGUGCAGUUUGUGUGUUUGGUUUGUUUGUUUCGAAAAGAUCGAGUUUUUAUUUUGUGUCCAUUCUUUUUUUGGUUUAUGUCUUUUGGAUAUAAUGACUUCGAGCGAUACGUGAGGCCAUCGGAGACUUCCACGUGGUAACCCCAGUCUUUCAUCCCAAAUUAGAAUCCUCGAAUUCGCAAGAAUACCCGUGUAGUGUCGAUCGUCGAUAAGACAGUGAAAAUAAUGCGUGCGUACUUUUGGUACGCAGUACUACUUUUCGGGUCGUGGUGUCAGUGCGAAACGAACAACGGCGAUCUGGGGUACCGCAUCGGGUACUCGUCGUCCUCCACGUCCUCCAGAUGUCCGAGAGGAUGCUCCUGUUCCGGCACCACCGUGGACUGCUCCCAUCGAGGACUGACGCACGUGCCGAAGAACAUACCGUUGGACACCGAAAGAAUAGAUCUUCAAGGAAAUAAUUUCACUACAAUAUAUGGAAAUGACUUCGAGGUUCUUACCAAACUCAGAAUUCUCCAACUCAGCGACAACCAAAUCCACACCAUCGAGAGGGAUGCCUUCCAGGACCUCACGAACCUAGAGAGACUACGUCUCAAUGGGAAUAACAUCAGGCACAUACCUGACAACUUGUUCUCCGCCAUGCCUAAUUUGCUCAGACUGGACCUCAGUCAUAAUUUAAUCACUGUAAUUGGAAGGAAGACGCUGAAAGGCAUCCUGGCAGUAAAAAAUCUUCAACUGGACAACAAUAUGAUAACCUGCAUUGAUGACCAAGCGCUGAGAAGUUUCAAAGACCUCGAAAUUUUGACCCUGAACAACAACAACCUAACCUGGAUCGGUAAGGACAUGUUCAGCAACAUGUUCAGACUCAGGACAUUACGCCUGAAUGACAACUUACUACACUGCGACUGUCAGCUGUCAUGGCUUGCUAGAUAUCUGCGUCAUUCACCAAGGUUAGCACAAUAUACGAAAUGCCACUCACCCAACCAUCUUAAGGGUCAAAAUGUGGCCGAUAUACAAGACCAGGAGUUCAAAUGUUCCGGUCUGGCAGAAAGAGCAAUCAAUGGAGAAUGUAUCAGCGAACCUCAAUGUCCACAUCCUUGCAGAUGUGCUGAAGGAAUUGUCGAUUGUAGAGAAAAGGGCUUGACCAAAAUACCGGAUCAUCUACCAGAAGGCACAACAGAAUUGCGGCUUGAACAAAAUGAAAUCGCAGAAAUCUCCGCCAAGGCUUUUGCAGCACACAAAAGAAUACGAAGGAUAGAUUUGAGCAACAAUAAAAUUUCCAAGAUUGCACCAGACGCUUUCAUAGGACUCAAAGCCUUGACUUCAUUAGUUCUCUAUGGGAACAAAAUCAAGGACCUGCCUGCCGGGGUUUUCCAAGGACUAAUUUCCCUCCAACUCCUGCUUCUGAACGCAAAUGAGAUCUCGUGUAUCCGGAGAGACACUUUCAAAGAUUUACGCAGUCUGAGUUUACUCUCGCUCUACGACAACAAUAUCCAGAGCUUGGCUAAUGGCAGUUUCGAUUCGCUCAAAAGCAUUCAGACACUGCAUUUAGCAAGAAACCCUUUCAUUUGCGACUGCAACCUCAAAUGGCUCGCCGAAUACCUUCACCAGAACCCGAUAGAAACAUCUGGAGCCAGAUGCGAUUCUCCUAAACGUAUGCAGAGGCGUAGAAUAGAAGCGUUGAAAGACGAAAAGUUCAAAUGUAAGGGUCAAGAAGACUUCAGGACUCGGUUUGCUGGAGAGUGCCUCAUAGACAACGCAUGUCCAGCUGGCUGUACUUGCGAUGGAACCAUUGUGGAUUGCUCGGCUAGGAGUUUGAAAGAGAUUCCAAGGGAUAUUCCACUAUACACUACAGUUCUAUUGCUCCAAGACAACGAACUCACAAAGGUUAAAUCCGAUGGUCUCUUCGGAAGACUUCCAAAUCUGCUCAAGUUGGAUUUGAGAAGAAAUCAAAUCACAGGAAUCGAAGAAAACUCUUUCGAAGGAGCUUCUAAAAUAUCGGAAUUGCUCUUGUCCGACAACAAACUGCUAGAGAUACACAACAAGAUGUUCUUAGGACUUCACAACUUGAAACUGCUGUCUUUGAACAAUAAUCACAUCACUUGCGUCAUGCCUGGUUCUUUCGAUCAUCUUGCUUCCCUUCAUACACUUAAUUUGGUGCAAAAUCCCUUCGUUUGCAACUGUCACCUUGCUUGGUUCUCCGAGUGGCUCAAGAAUAAAGGACUGAGUGGUUCACCACCAAAAUGUAACAAACCAGACAGGGUCAAAGAAGUGCUCAUCAAGGAGCUGCCAAAGAACGAAUUCAAAUGCACAAGUGAUAAUGAUCAAGGUUGCCUUGGUGAAAACUACUGCCCACCUAUGUGUUCUUGUACUGGAACAGUCGUAAGAUGUUCCAGAGCAGAUCUCAAAGAGAUACCUAGAGGGAUACCACCAGAAACUUCAGAGCUGUAUUUGGACUUCAAUUUCAUCACCUCUAUCCAAGCUGACAGGUUGAGUCAUUUGAAAUCGUUAACUAGGCUGGAUAUAAGUAAUAAUCACAUAGGAAUGUUAUCAAACAACACAUUCUCCAGUCUUUCAAAGUUAUCUACACUCAUCAUCAGUUAUAACAAGUUACAGUGUAUUCAACAGAAUGCUUUAGAUGGUCUUGGCUCCCUCAGAAUUCUAUCUCUACAUGGUAACCAAAUAUCUAUGAUACCAGAGGGGACAUUCUCCAAUUUGAAGUCCAUUAGUCACAUAGCUCUAGGUGCCAAUCCUCUCUACUGCGAUUGCUCUUUGAGGUGGCUGUCAGAAUGGGUCAAAGUUGACUAUGUGGAGCCUGGAAUCGCCCACUGUUCAGAACCGCCUAGCAUGAAGGAUAAGUCUAUUUUGUCAACGCCCUCAUCAGCUUUUGUAUGCAAAGGUAAAGUGAGCAACGAUAUCCUGGCCAAAUGCGAUGCAUGUUACACGUUUCCCUGUCGCAACGGCGGAGACUGCGUCACCCAACCAGAGAGGGAUUACACCUGUAAGUGCGCGCCGGGAUAUCACGGCAAGAAUUGCGAAUUCAUGAUAGACGCCUGCUAUGGAAAUCCUUGCAGGAACGACGCCACGUGCAAAGUACUCCAGGAGGGCAGGUUCAGUUGUGUGUGCCCACCGGGAUUCACUGGUUUGAGAUGCGAAACGAACAUAGACGAUUGUGCCGAGAAUAAGUGUCAAAAUAACGCUACAUGUGUCGAUCUCAUCGACUCCUAUCAAUGCAAGUGCCAAGCAGGUUUCAUGGGCGAUUACUGUGAGACCAAAAUACCAUUUUGCACCGACAAAUUCAACCCCUGCAAGAACAACGCCAGAUGCGUUGACCACAACACCUACUACACCUGCGAGUGUCUUCCUGGCUUCAAAGGUCCAAACUGUUCCAUAGAUAUAGAUGACUGCGAAAGUCACAUGUGCCAAAACGGUGCAGCAUGUAUUGACGGCAUCAACGAAUACCACUGCAAAUGUACAGGGGACUUUACCGGAAAAUUCUGCGAAAUAACGCCCAUGGUUGCCAUGAUGUAUCCUCAAACGUCACCUUGUCAACACCAUGACUGCGUGCAUGGCGUUUGUUUCCAGCCUGCUGGUUCUAACGAUUACUUGUGCAAAUGCGCACCAGGAUACUCUGGCAAAAAAUGUGAAUACCUUACAAGUUUGAGCUUCACCCACAACACUUCAUACGUAGAGCUGGAACCUUUGAGGACAAAACCUGAAGCUAACGUCACCAUAAUCUUUUCCACAACUGAAGAAAAUGGCGUUUUACUGUACAAUGGCCACCAGGAGCAUUUGGCUGUGGAACUUUUCAAUGGAAGGAUAAGAGUGAGCUACGACGUUGGAAAUUACCCAGUCUCCACCAUGUACAGUUUUGAAAUGGUAUCCGAUGGAAAGUACCAUGUGGCAGAACUGAUAGCAAUCAAAAAGAACUUUACAUUAAGAGUUGACCGAGGCUUGGCUAGAUCGAUCAUAAACGACGGUGCUAAGGACUACCUGAAGUUGUCAACUCCAAUGUAUUUGGGUGGAAUACCACCUGAACCUGGACAACAGGCCUUCCAACAAUGGCAUCUGAGAAACAUCACCAGUUUCCAUGGCUGCAUGAAAGAGGUGUGGAUCAACCAUAAACAAGUCGACUUUGGUAACGCCGCCACCCAACAGAAGGUUCAACCAGGCUGCAGCAUGAUGGAGGCGGGAAAGGAAGAAGACGAAGAUCACGAACAGCAAGAAGACGAGAUGGACGGCAUGAUCAAGGAGCCUGCAAGUCCGCCAGAUCCGUGCCUGGUGAACCAUUGCAAGCACGGCAGCAAAUGCGUGGGACUUGAAAAUGGUGAAUAUUCUUGCAAAUGCAAGGCAGGGUACAGGGGGAAGUACUGCGAGCAAGGUGAGGAAGAAUCCCCUACUUGUCGAAAGGAACAAGUACGCGAGUAUUAUUCUGAAAAUGGAUGCAGGUCCAGGAAACCACUCAAGAUGGCCAAAUGCGUAGGUGGCUGCGGAUCAAGUUGCUGUCACGCAAGAAAGAGUAAGAGGAGAAAGGUCCGACUCAUCUGCAGUGACGGCACCCGCUACACCAAAGACAUCGAUAUUGUGCGCAAGUGCGCAUGUACGAAGAAAUGCUACUGACUGACAGAUGCCGCUAUUCACAUUUCUGACGCGCAUUCGCAACACCGGAAUGCGUUACCAGUCGAGCCUGACCAGCUCGAAGCUCCCCGUACAGCACCCAUGACAUCAAAGGAUCUCAGACAUGAACAGUCCGUUGGACAAACCGUAGUUCCUGAAAUACCCGCCAUCACCACCGAUUCGAACCAGCCCUACAAGUUGACGUUCUUCAUCGAGAACGAGACCGAGGAGGCCAGAGGACUCCAGCUGACCGAUUUCAGCCAGUCCCACCUGAAGCCCGAGCAGUAUUACGAUGAGCUGGUGGUGGAGGGCUACCAAGACCCCCAGGACAAGAUCAGACACCCUAGACACGUGUCCCAUGAGCCACACUGUAUCAUGUCGGCCUUUUUGUAUUUCAUCACCAUCACCACCGUGGUAUACCUCUGCAUCAUGUGGGUGAAACGACAGAUGCACAUCCACAUGGAGCAGAUGUAUUGGUGGUGAGAUCUGGUUCAAAGGGUUAUUUUAGGAUCGUAUGAAAUUUUCGUGGAUUGUAUAUUUGAAAGUGACUAUAACGCUGGAAGCCACGUUUUCGCACUUGUAAUUUCGGUCCAAAGGUGGAGUUGGUGUGGUUAGUCGGGUCCAUCACUUCCUUGUAGAUAUAACUCGUCAUAGAAUUUGUCGAUUGAUGCAGUUCUUAGCGAAAAACACAGGGUGAGCUCACAGGUGUCUUUCUUUUAACAGGAAGUGACAAAUCAUCUUAAAAUAAUUCCUAAUGAAAUCGUGUACAAAAAGUGUUCACCGUUAGUUUGAUGUGUGCACAGUCUUGCCCGGAGUGAUAAUAAGUGUGUAAAAGCAGCAAAAUAAAAUCAGUUUGCCAAUGAAUAACUUCACGAGUACUUUCUAUGCGAUAUCUUGAUUCUUCAAAAGUUAUCACGUGUUCUUGACUAAACACCGAAGUUUUUAAAAAAUCACAAGCGACAAGAUGUGCAAGGUUUACUUAACAUGCGAGUGUUAAUAUAAUCCCUAUCUGCGUAAUUUUUGGUGAAUUUGAUUUAUUAUGACGAGUUCUACCUAGUGUCAAAAAAAGACAUCUCUGAAAACACUUUUAUAUGAAUACUAGAAGACCUAAUCUUCAACGAACUUUUUACGAAUCAACUAUACUGAAAUUCGAAUAGUUAAAGUCUACACAAAUAAUUCUACAUGUGUUUUAUAGCAGCUCCUUCUGGUCUAGAGGAGUUAGUACAAAGGUGCUGAUAGUGAUAGAUCAAGUUUAAACACCGACUCUUUCCUUUGGGUGCUGAACAGAAAUUUCAUACGUCUUGGAAAUUGCCAAUCGAAUCACUUCUCAUAUUUAUAAUUUAUAACUGUUGCAUGAGACCAGUAGAUGAAUUAGAUUCUGCAUGUUGAAACAUGUAUGUUAAUGCGCCUAUAUAAGAGUAUUAUAUAUAGGAUAAGAUCAUAAAACACCAUAGAAGGAAGUAUCUUUGCAUCGUUCAGUAGGACACAUAUCAUUUUUCUAUUUUGUUCUCAAAGUUUUCAGUAUUUAGAAUAUAGGACAGGUUCGAACUUGUUCAGAUGUGAAGAUGGUUCCCUUAGUGAUUCAAAACAUCAGACUGGCUCCUAGAGAUACUGGGUACUUUUUUACGGAAAACCGAAAUAGAUCAGGCUGAAAAAAUUGACUGAAUAAUUCCAUGAACUACCUGAGAGUUAGAAAUGUGAAUAGCGGCAUGCCCCUUAAUUUACACCAAGGUUACUAAUUUUAGUAUAGAUUCACGUGUAAAACACUACAAAUAGAGGUUUAAUUUAAAUGUAUUUAAUUUAUAUUUGAAGAUUCAUAUGUUUAAGCUCGAGAAAUCCAGACAGAUGACUUGAGACCCAAAAUACAUAAAUUAUGGAAAAGUAUCGCUCUGUAAAAAUAACUUUGGUAUAUUAAUCUUGUUCAGAUUCGUGUCUGAUUUAUGUAUUUUGGGGUGUAUUUUUAAGAAUUUGAUUUUUCUGCAUGAAUAAUGCAAGGUGAUACGAAAAAAUUUCUGAACUAUAGAUUUGGUUAAAUGUUACCACCAGCAUACUUUGCGACUACUAUUUAAAAUGUCAAAAAAAUUCUUUCCACAUAGUUUUCAUAUUAUGAUACAUAUUACAGCCUGGAAAAUAAAUUAUUAACACAAUAAUCAAAUUAUAAAAUCUAUAAUAAUUAAUUUUUUUGGCACUCAUAAAAUAGAUGAAAGGUCGAAUUUGUAUAUUGAAGAGUUACGAAUAAGUUUUUGAAAUUUUCCUAUUGUAAUUAAAAUUAGACAGUUUACAAUAAAGUAUAUAUACACCAAGUUUUGUAUCAGAAAAUAUUAAUUUAUGCCUAAUGAUAACUGUAAUUUAUAUCCAAACUUGUGUAUAAAAUAUAUUGAAUUUAACGGUAA
This is a messenger RNA of Harmonia axyridis, 7183 nucleotides long. It is a transcript of the gene sli, whose product is annotated as protein slit. Gene Ontology annotation, molecular function: calcium ion binding; protein binding. The record is from RefSeq and is a predicted model, not a curated record. NCBI's taxonomy places the organism in Eukaryota, Metazoa, Arthropoda, Insecta, Coleoptera, Coccinellidae. The coding region runs from base 402 to 4793 and encodes 1463 amino acids. Gene Ontology annotation, biological process: axon guidance. The transcript is spliced from 32 exons.